Molecule: messenger RNA, 4379 nt
Organism: Callithrix jacchus (white-tufted-ear marmoset)
Lineage: Eukaryota; Metazoa; Chordata; Mammalia; Primates; Cebidae
Gene: GABRA5
Product: gamma-aminobutyric acid type A receptor subunit alpha5
Biological process (GO): gamma-aminobutyric acid signaling pathway; chloride transport; monoatomic ion transmembrane transport
Cellular component (GO): membrane
Molecular function (GO): GABA-A receptor activity; extracellular ligand-gated monoatomic ion channel activity
Source: RefSeq, a predicted model, not a curated record
CGGAGCUGCAGGGCGGCGGCGGGAGCGCGGGGCGCCGGGGAAGUUCGCGCGGGCAGCAUGGGGCGGUGACGCCGCACCGGCCUGGCGACAGCGGGCGGCGGCGGCGGAGGAUGCGCCCUCACCGACGGCUCCUCCCGGGCCGGGGCCGCGGGUGCCUUGCAGAGCGAGGAGUAGCUUGCUGGCUUUGAACGCGUGGCAGAUAUUUCAGAAAGCUUCGAGAUCAAGCUGGAGAAGGGAAGAGUUAUUCCUCCACAUUCGCCUGCUUCAACUACUCUUCUUAUUGGGAAUGGACAAUGGAAUGUUCUCUAGUUUUAUCAUGAUCAAAAACCUCCUUCUCUUUUGUAUUUCCGUGAACUUAUCCAGUCACUUUGGCUUUUCACAGAUGCCAACCAGUUCAGUGAAAGAUGAGACCAAUGACAACAUCACCAUAUUCACCAGGAUCUUGGACGGGCUCCUGGAUGGCUACGACAACAGACUUCGGCCGGGCCUGGGAGAGCGCAUCACUCAGGUGAGGACGGACAUCUACGUCACCAGCUUCGGCCCUGUGUCCGACACGGAAAUGGAGUACACCAUAGAUGUGUUUUUCCGGCAAAGCUGGAAAGACGAAAGGCUCCGGUUCAAGGGUCCGAUGCAGCGCCUCCCUCUCAACAACCUCCUCGCCAGCAAGAUCUGGACCCCCGACACGUUCUUCCACAACGGGAAGAAGUCCAUCGCGCACAACAUGACCACGCCCAACAAGCUGCUACGGCUGGAGGACGAUGGCACCCUGCUCUACACCAUGCGCUUGACCAUCUCCGCAGAGUGCCCCAUGCAGCUCGAGGACUUCCCAAUGGAUGCGCACGCUUGCCCUCUGAAAUUUGGCAGCUAUGCCUACCCUAAUUCUGAAGUCGUCUAUGUCUGGACCAACGGCUCCACCAAGUCUGUGGUGGUGGCAGAAGACGGCUCCAGACUGAACCAGUACCACCUGAUGGGGCAGACGGUGGGCACCGAGAACAUCAGCACCAGCACAGGCGAAUACACAGUCAUGACAGCUCACUUCCACCUGAAAAGGAAGAUUGGCUACUUCGUCAUCCAGACCUACCUUCCCUGCAUCAUGACCGUGAUCUUAUCCCAGGUGUCCUUUUGGCUGAACCGGGAGUCGGUCCCAGCCAGGACAGUUUUUGGGGUCACCACGGUGCUGACCAUGACGACCCUCAGCAUCAGCGCCCGGAACUCUCUGCCCAAAGUGGCCUACGCCACCGCCAUGGACUGGUUCAUAGCCGUGUGCUACGCCUUCGUCUUCUCCGCACUGAUAGAGUUUGCCACGGUCAAUUACUUUACCAAGAGAGGCUGGGCCUGGGAUGGCAAAAAGGCCUUGGAAGCAGCCAAGAUCAAGAAGUAACUCCUGCCUCUUGAGGGACGACCUGUCUGGUUUGAAUUGUGGAAUCUGUUCCUCCGUGCGUUUUAUACCAUUUCACCGUGCUGGGUGUCCUCUUCAGGUGGCCUUCGGGUCGAGAACGGGGCAUCGACUUAAUGGAAGGAGUUUAUCAGCGAAGCACACCCAGCCCCACUCAAUACGUGACUUAACCCCCUUACAUCAGGCAGUUGUUGCUAAAGCGUUACUCUGUUCUAAGCAGAUAACCAUCGAGGAUUUAAAGGGUGAUUUAUGCCCAAAUCUUAAGAACAUUUGAAGAAAAAAAAUUGACCAAGAUUCCAAGCUGCGCUGGUCCCUUGGGGAGACGAGAAUAAGGUACAUCCACAGUAAAUAAAGCAGCAUGUGAUGAACUGCUAAUUACACCAGGCAGAAAACAAAUGCGCUGACCUCUGCCGAGAGAACAGGAGGUCCGAGCCGUCAGGGUGACCGGAAAGUAAAAUGUAAUCUGUCCUUUGGAAAAUCAGCAUGCAGGGAGUCCUGGAAGCCAUUACAGAGGCCCUGAAGUGUAGGUCCUGAGCUCCCAACCAGGGGCCACAAGCCAGGUACAGCACAGCCAGAGGCCCUGGCUCCACCCAGAGACCAGGUUCCAUCCCUUCCACAGCCCUGUGCUUGCUCUGAGGGCUUGACUCUGCCUUUAGGAGUUCUGGCCUGACCUCGCCCAUCGGCCUCUGGCUUCCUCCAACUGCCAGGAGCCCCUCCCCUGCUGCAGCUUCACAAUAGGAGCCCCACUUCCAAGCCUAGAUCCCUGGCUGGAGGAAGUCCUGAAGGGGCCCAUUCUGGGUGCUCUCAUGGAGGGAGGAAGGGCCUUGGCUGCGGGCAUGCUUUGGGGGCUGGGAGGAUCUACAGGAGUGGUCUGACCACACUGGGUGAGAGGGACUGGGGAGCUGGGAGCAGGGUAUUCUCAGAUGAUGGAGGUUCUCGGCCAAAGCGUUUGAACUUGUUCCUGCAGACCGGGGGUCAGAGAAGGUGCUGUGCAGGGAGAAAGGAGAAUGGAUUCUGGGGAGACAGGGAUUCCCAACACCCAGCGAUGUGUCGCUGAGAGGUGCGCGUUUGCAGCCUGCCUGGGACUUAGAUGGUGCCUGAUGGAUAGCGGGCUGGAGCCCAGUCUGAAGUCAGGGGGCAGCCAGAGUCCCUGGCAGUCCCUGAGGCUGUCGGGCUCACGCCUGUGAGUCUAGGAGGAGCGUGAGGCGCCGGGUGAAUGGAGAGAGCACACUCCAUGUCAGGUGUUGUUGAGUGUUGCCUUCACUGUCAGUCACCACGACCGCUCUGCCUCCUGCAGCCCUAAUCUAAUCGCCAUUCGGAACGGAGGCUUGGAGGGAGGAGAGAGGGUGAAGGGGAUGUGCAUUGUCUAAUCUGACAUGAGCAAAGGGUCUUCUAGAAUAAGCCGCGUGCCUUGGGCUGGCUUGUGGAACCCCAAGACCCUCUUGUUCCGGGGAAGGCAGUGGUGCUGGGGUUCCACCCCUGUUGUCAGGAAGGCUCUGUGCGCCGGAAACUGUGGUGCAUCUGCUGGCAUGCAGGUGGCACACCCCGCGGUCAGACACUCGCCUCGAGCGUGGAUCCGCCAGCCUGCUGUCAGCCUACUCAAGUCAACUCUUCCAUGGAAGUAGAGAGGACUUUAAAAACAUGGACAGACUGUGUUCACCAUUGUUCCAAGUUGGGAUCUCCAGAGCAAACAUUGGCUCAGAGUUUGGGGUGUAAGGCAGUUUUCAGGGGUGGCCGUUUGGGAAAGGAAAGAGGAGGCAGUGAGAUUCAGAGAGGAAGAAAGUGAAGCAUGAUGCAAGCCCAGCAGAGCACAGGCUAACCCGCCGGGGAGCGUGGAGCAGACGUCCAGUGGAGUUGCCCGGUGUCAGGGACAUGGGCAGGGCUUUAGACUCCUGCCUCGCUGCCCACCAGAUGCGGCUGGUUUCCUCAGGAAGGGCAUGACCGGCCAGGCAGCCCUGGGCAGCUCAAGCUGCCAGAAGAGCCAGCACCCGGCCACACUGCCAGGAACACGUCCUUCCUUCGAGGCAGAUGGAUUCGGGGGUGCGUGUCCAUGUCUACCACAAGCCCUGUGACUAUGCUGAGUCCCAGGCAGGUACUCCCCGCCACCCACCCACACCCACACCCCUACUGCACAUUCCUUCCCAGUAAAAACCCACACUCUCAGUGCAGAGAGUAGCUUCUAAAGGGCCUUCCCUUCACUUGGUUCCACCCAGAGCUAGAACCAUUCUCAGCAGUCACAUGCAUUUGUGGUUUUCUUCUGGCGGAUCCGCAUGAGUGCUCACGUAAUGAUGGGGAAGGCGGGGUUGGCAAAACGAGGGUCCUCGUGCCCCUGCCCCUGGCCUGGUGUUGGUUCACCUGUUUCCCUGGCUCCGGCUCCAUGCUUGGCCUCUCUGCUUUUUAUCUUUCCCUUAUUCUUAACAGUUGAUUCGUCUUCUUUCCGAUCUUGUGUUUUUCAAGUUUUAGUUAAUGAGGCUAUAUUACUUUAGUUUUUCUAACAUUUUAUUAUGCACCUUUUUAAAUGUAUAGCAAUGCUUGAAGAGGUUUCCAGUGAAAACCUGUCUGCUGUUAACAUUUACCUUUGCCUGUGCCGUUACCACCUGUCACCUCUCUCUCUAUCCGUUCAUCAAUAAGCCCAUCUUCAAUCCAUCUUAUUUCAUUAUUGUUAUUAUUUUUGUUUUUAAUCAGUCUCGGUAUACUGUGAAAAAUUGCCAGUGCCGACUGUAUUUCAAGUUGUCAUGGCAGGGUAUUGGGAAAAGUUUUCAAUUAGCAAUAACCGUGCCUCGGAUAAACCUCAUUGGCUCCGAUACUGCCACUGAGCAAAGCUUAUUGUUAUGUUUUUGAGAUGGAGAUUCACUCUUGUUGCCCAGCUGGGGAGCAGUGGCGCGAUCUCAGAUCACCACAAUCUCUGCCUCCUGGGUUCAAGCAAUUCUCCUACCUCAGCCUCCUGGGUAGUUGGGAUUACAGACACGCACCACCACGCCCA